AUGGAGUUCAUUGAUACAUCCCUCUUUGAAACUACUACCUUUAAACUCUCCUACAAAGAUCCUAUUCAAAAAAGGAUGAUUCGAAACCAUUUCCUCGAAUUUUUUCAAGAUUUUCCUUCUUUUAUACCAUCAUCGAACACAUUUGUCAAUUUUGAUGGUACUACUAUGAACCUUUUAAACGUUAAUGGCUUUCUUUACGUUUCAGAAUUCUUACCAGAAGUACCUCUCGUUAUAUGGCUUCAUGAAAGUUACCCUUAUAAAUCUCCCAUGAUCUUUAUCCCAUCAAAUCCUGAGUGCCCAAUUCACAGCAAUCAUCCAUAUAUUGAUCCAUCUGGUUUUGUUACACCACCUUAUAUACUAGAUUGGCACCAAAAAAAGAGUAACUUAUGUGAACUUGUACAUAACCUUGUACACCUUUUUCAACAUGAUCAUCCUUCCAUGCCAUCUUCUACAUUGAAAGCGACGAUCCUAGAUGAUCUUGUCGCGAAAAUUUAUGAUGAUUUAGCAGUCUCAGAUAUUCAAAAUCGACAUGAAAUCGAGAAAUGGUCUAACAAACAAGCAAAGCUACAAGAAAGGGGUAACAAAAUAGACCAUUUAAUUAGUACCCUUGAAGAAGAACAUGAAAAUUUGGAGAAUAGAGUGGUGGAACUGAGAGAUUAUCAUGAUAAGCUGCUAGAUUGGGUGAGGAACAACAAAGAUGCUGCUUUAGUAGCUCAACUUGAAAUAAUUGGUGACAAGUCAAAAAUGGUAGAUUGCAAGGCUGAAUAUAAUGCUAUAGAUGAUGUUAUAUAUGCAUUGGAUAAGGCUCUUGAACAAGGUGUGAUGAGUUUAGAUGUGUAUAUGAAGAACAUCAGAGUGCUAGCUAGAGAGCAGUUUUUUCUCAGAGCUAGGCUGCUUAAGUGGAAAAAUUCUAGAUUCUAA
Molecule: messenger RNA, 921 nt
Organism: Beta vulgaris subsp. vulgaris (sugar beet)
Lineage: Eukaryota; Viridiplantae; Streptophyta; Magnoliopsida; Caryophyllales; Amaranthaceae
Product: protein ELC-like
Exons: 1
Coding region: 1-921 (306 amino acids)
Biological process (GO): protein transport; protein modification process; endosome to lysosome transport
Cellular component (GO): ESCRT I complex
Molecular function (GO): ubiquitin binding
Source: RefSeq, a predicted model, not a curated record